AUGCGGGACUCUGAUUUCAAACAAGCAACCCGCACAAGCAAGUCUGGGUUUCUGUGUGUUUUGAGGGAAAUAUUUUCACACCCCAUUUUCCAAAGCAACAGCAACCGACCCCAAAUACCCAUCCCCCACCAACUGGCUUUAACCCUUGAGAGACUCGGCUCCAAUGGAAACGGUUCAUCAGUUGUUUGCUUGAGUCGAAACUUAUCUGUGGCACAUGGAACUGUAAUUAAAAUCACCAGGCGCGUCACCGAAGCUCUGACUUCUCUUGAGGAACAAUACAUCAAAUGGCUGAACCAACAACGGAGACAGGAAAUCUCAAGCGUGAUGAAGAACGAGGGGUUUGACGGUUGUGUAGGUUUUGUGGAUGGGACAACAAUCCCUCUUUUUCAAUGGCCUGGCUUCAAUGGCGAGGUAUUUUGGGAUCACAAAAAGCGGUACUCAAUCAAUGUCCAGAUAGUUUGUGACUGUGACAAGAACAUAAUUGCAUUCUUGAACGGUUGGCAAGGCUCCUGUGGCGACUCCCUUGUAUUUCACCAAAUGGAUAUCUUGACCCACCCCACAGAAUACUUUGAGCCAGGUAAACACCUUAUUGAUUUGCUUCUAAAGCGUCAUUUCCAGUUACUAACAAUUCGAUUCAACUUCUGGGUGGUUCAAUCAAAUGACACAGACCAAUAUUUACUUGCCGAUUCAGCAUACAGCCUUUCUGACAACUGCAUUCCAGCAUUCAAGUCCCCUGCCACCCUCCAGCAAAUCAACACCGAUUUUAAUUACUGUCUAGCAAAAUCUUGGGUCCGAAAUGAACACGCAAUUGGUAUUCUCAAAACUUGCUGGGCAUCUCUUCAAGAGUUGCAAUUACACCUCUACAAACAUCGCCAUAUGAAGCACUGUGCCAAAUGGAUUACAAGCUGCAUUGUUCUUCACAACAUGCUAUCCGAUUUGGGUGACACAUGGGAUCAGCAGCAAGAAGAUAUCAUCAUCAGCCCCUCAGCUUCAGUGCAAUCUUCAACAAACUCAAACACCCCCAACAAUGCCGAGGAGAAGCGAACUGAAGUCCGAAAUCGAUGUGUUCAACUAAACUACUCAAAAGGCAUAUUGCCAAUUAGGUCAUAG
Molecule: messenger RNA, 1110 nt
Organism: Puccinia graminis f. sp. tritici CRL 75-36-700-3
Lineage: Eukaryota; Fungi; Basidiomycota; Pucciniomycetes; Pucciniales; Pucciniaceae
Exons: 1
Coding region: 1-1110 (369 amino acids)
Source: RefSeq, a predicted model, not a curated record